AUGAGAGGUUUAGAGCUUAUACCCUUAUUGACGGUUACUACAUGUAUAACAGUGGGCAACCAUUUUGAUGAAGAUCAUAAUUUGGGCUUUAUUCGCCAGUUAGAGAAAUUGGACUUGGUCCAUCAAACAAUAAAUUCUUACAAAGAUGUUCAAUCGAUAGUAUUGCAACCGUCAUCAAUCUUCCACCUUCCUUUUUCCAACUCACUUGUAUUCAAUGAAAACAUCCUUGAUGCUUCAAAGAAGCCUCAAUUUAUUGAACUAUCGUAUGAAAAAAGUGAUGUGACGAAAAUAUUUGCAGACACGCCACCCCACAACGUGGUUGAUCCAUCUAUAGUCCAUUGGACUCCAUUAGGUAAUUGCGCAACGAAUUACGCUGGAGACAAAGCCACGUACAGACAAACUUGGUCGUUGGAGCUAGACUUGGGCUUGGACUUUAGAGUGAGCUACGGAGGAUAUUUCAUAAAUUUUGGGCCAAGCUACAAAGCGGAAUUCAUAUUGGGGAAAGGUAUUGGCGGAAGUUACUCUUGUGACGUGGAUCCGGGCAACACUUUACAAUUUGCAAUACUUUUUACCACAUACACAGUGGAAGGUGUUAGAUAUAGACAUCUCAAAAGGAAAAGAAUCGGCAAAGGCAUUCUGUUUGGGAGAUGGAUUCCCAUAGAUAAAUACGAACAGAUUGGGAGAAGCGAUAUCCACGUUGCAUGCUUUACGCAACCACAGUAUCUACGAUGCAAGAACACACGUAAGUAA
Lodderomyces theae is the source of this 750-nucleotide messenger RNA. RefSeq lists its product as uncharacterized. The coding region runs from base 1 to 750 and encodes 249 amino acids. Lineage: Eukaryota; Fungi; Ascomycota; Pichiomycetes; Serinales; Debaryomycetaceae. The transcript has a single exon. The record is from RefSeq and is a predicted model, not a curated record.